This is a messenger RNA of Suncus etruscus (white-toothed pygmy shrew), 2880 nucleotides long. RefSeq names its product thrombospondin 4 (gene THBS4). Gene Ontology annotation, biological process: cell adhesion. The record is from RefSeq and is a predicted model, not a curated record. Gene Ontology annotation, molecular function: calcium ion binding. Gene Ontology annotation, cellular component: extracellular region. The transcript is spliced from 22 exons. NCBI's taxonomy places the organism in Eukaryota, Metazoa, Chordata, Mammalia, Eulipotyphla, Soricidae. Bases 1 to 2880 code for a protein of 959 amino acids.
AUGCUGGUCGCGUGCGCAGCAGCCUUCCUCCUGCUGCACCUGGCUCUGCUGCCUGGCGCCCAAGCGCAGGCCACCCCGCAGGUCUUUGAUCUUCUUCCAAACGCCAACCAGAGGCUGAACCCUAAUGUUCUGCAGCCAAUUCUGACCGACCCCACCUUGAAUGAACUCUAUGUCAUCUCUACCUUCAAGCUGCAGAGUAAAAGUUCAGCCACCAUCUUUGGCCUCUACUCUACGACUGACAACAGCAAAUAUUUUGAGUUAACCAUCAUGGGACGCUUAAACAAAGCCAUUCUCCGCUACCUUAAGAAUGAUGGGAAGAUCCACUUGAUAGUGUUCAACAACCUACAACUGGCUGAUGGCCAGCGGCAUAGGAUACUUCUGAGACUGACCAAUCUGCUGCAAGGUUCUGGCUCUGUAGAUCUUUACGUGGACUGUACUCAAGUGGACUCCAUCCACGGCCUCCCCAGAGCAUUUUCUGGCCUCUCUCAGGGUGCUGAAGCCCUAGGAUUGAGGGUUUUCCAAAGAAAGGCACAGGACUUCUUGGAAGAGCUGAAGCUGGUGGUGAGAGGCUCCCUGAUCCAGGUUGCCAGCCUGCAAGACUGCUUCCUGCAACAAAGUGAACCCUUGACUGCAACAAGCACAGGGGACUUUAAUCGCCAAUUCUUGGGGCAAAUGACACAACUAAAUCAGCUACUGGGUGAGGUGAAGGAUCUCCUAAGACAGCAGGUCAAGGAGACAUCCUUUUUGCGAAACACCGUUGCUGAAUGCCAGGCUUGUGGUCCUUUCAGCUUUCAGUCACCAACUCCAAACACCCUGGUGCCCCCAGGACCUCCCUCUCCCCCAACUCCCCAAGUACGCAGGUGUGACUCCAACCCAUGUUUCCGUGGGGUCAGAUGUACCAACACCAGAGAUGGUUUUCAGUGUGGGUCCUGCCCUGAAGGCUACACCGGAAAUGGAAUCAUUUGUUCCGAUGUUGAUGAGUGCAAGUACCAUCCCUGCUACCCAGGUGUGCGCUGUGUGAAUUUGGCUCCUGGCUUCAGAUGUGAUGCCUGCCCAGUGGGCUUCACAGGCCCAAUGGUGCAGGGUGUUGGAAUCAAUUUUGCCAAAUCAAAUAAACAGGCAUGCACUGAUAUUGAUGAGUGCCGAAAUGGAGCAUGUGUUCUUAAUUCUAUCUGCAUUAACACUUUGGGAUCUUAUCGCUGUGGGCCUUGCAAACCAGGAUACACUGGGGACCAGACCAGGGGCUGCAGGAGUGAAAGAAACUGCAGAAACCCAGAGCUGAAUCCCUGCAGUGUGAACGCACAGUGCAUCGAAGAGAGGCAUGGGGAUGUGACCUGCGUGUGUGGAAUUGGCUGGGCUGGUGAUGGUUAUGUAUGCGGGAAGGAUGUGGACAUUGACAGUUACCCUGAUGAAGAACUGCCAUGCUCUGCCAGGAAUUGCAAAAAGGACAACUGUAAGUAUGUGCCAAAUUCUGGCCAGGAGGAUGCAGAUGGAGAUGGCAUUGGAGAUGCUUGCGAUGAGGAUGCAGAUGGAGAUGGGAUCCUGAAUGAGCAGGACAACUGUGUACUGACUCACAAUGUGGACCAAAGGAACAGUGACAAAGAUAUCUUUGGGGAUGCCUGUGAUAACUGUCGCACCAUCCUCAAUAAUGACCAGAGGGACACUGAUGGGGAUGGGAAAGGCGACGCCUGUGAUGAUGACAUGGAUGGAGAUGGAAUAAAAAAUAUCCUGGACAACUGUCAAAGGGUUCCAAAUCAUGACCAACAAGACAGGGAUAGCGACGGCGUGGGAGAUGCAUGUGACAGCUGCCCUGAUGUCAGCAACCCCAACCAGUCUGAUAUAGAUAACGAUCUGGUUGGGGACUCCUGUGACACCAAUCAGGACAGUGAUGGAGAUGGCCACCAGGACAGCACAGACAACUGCCCUAACGUCAUCAACAGUGCUCAGCUGGACACAGACAAAGAUGGCAUUGGAGAUGAGUGUGAUGAUGAUGAUGACAAUGAUGGCAUCCCUGAUCUGUUGCCCCCAGGACCUGACAACUGCCGGCUGGUCCCCAACCCAAGCCAGGAAGAUAGCAACAGUGACGGAGUGGGAGACAUCUGUGAGUCUGACUUUGACCAGGACCAGGUCAUUGAUCGCAUUGACGUCUGCCCUGAGAAUGCUGAGGUCACGCUUACCGACUUCCGGGCUUACCAGACCGUGGUCCUGGACCCAGAGGGGGAUGCCCAGAUUGAUCCCAACUGGGUGGUCCUAAACCAGGGCAUGGAGAUCGUACAGACCAUGAAUAGUGAUCCCGGUUUGGCAGUAGGGUACACAGCUUUCAAUGGGGUUGACUUUGAAGGCACCUUCCAUGUGAACACCCAGACAGAUGAUGACUAUGCUGGCUUCAUCUUCGGCUACCAAGACAGCUCCAGCUUCUACGUGGUCAUGUGGAAGCAGACUGAGCAAACCUAUUGGCAAGCCACCCCAUUCCGGGCCGUUGCUGAACCUGGAAUUCAGCUGAAGGCUGUGAAGUCUAAGACAGGACCAGGGGAGCAUCUUCGAAACUCACUCUGGCACACUGGGGACACAAGUGACCAGGUCCGGCUACUGUGGAAGGAUUCCAGGAAUGUGGGCUGGAAGGACAAGGUCUCCUACCGCUGGUUCCUGCAGCACCGACCCCAAGUGGGCUACAUCCGGGUCCGAUUUUAUGAAGGUUCUGAAUUGGUGGCUGACUCUGGUGUUACCAUAGACACUACCAUGCGUGGAGGCCGACUUGGGGUUUUCUGCUUCUCCCAAGAGAACAUCAUUUGGUCCAACCUCAAAUAUCGCUGCAAUGAUACCAUUCCAGAGGACUUCCAAGAGUUCCAAACCCAGAAUUUUGAGCGUCUGUAUAAUUAA